CUGCAAUGGCGGCCAUAAUUUGAAAUUGAUGUGAAAAUUUCACAUUUUUAAAUGAGAUAAAUACAAAAAUUAAAGCCGAGCGCAGUUAAUUGUUAAUUUUAAAAUGAUAAGAAGGUAAGGCAGAUACCAUAUAUACAGUUGUCAGACUUGUGCUGCAACAGCCGAGAAAGAUGUCCAGCAAAAGAUAGUCGUUGUCGAUUAUGUGGAAAGAAAGGACAUUGGCAAGCUAGAUGUAGAUCGGGCAGGAAUGUAAGAGUAGUUGAAGGUCAAAACUGUGCUGAAAGUGAGGUAGGAAUAGAAAAUGAAAUGGAAAACGUACAGAACAAGAUUUCGAUAAUGCAAUAGAACUUUAUACCAAAGCAAUUGAAAAGAAUCCCACUGUAGCUAUUUAUUAUGCAAACCGUAGCUUUGCAUAUCUAAAAACUGAAUGUUUUGGCUAUGCUUUAACAGAUGCCUCGAAAUCAGUAGAAUUAGAUAAAACUUAUGUGAAAGGUUACUAUCGACGAGCUGCUGCUCACAUGUCAUUAGGAAAAUUUAAGGAAGCCCUAAAGGAUUAUGAAUAUGUAACUAAAGUGAGACCAAAUGAUAAAGACGCUAAAAUGAAGUAUAUGGAAUGCAACAAAGUAGUCAAAAAAUUGGCAUUUGAAAAAGCCAUAGCAGUUGAAGACAAUAAGAAAAAUAUAGCGGACAGUAUUAAUAUUGAUGCAAUGACGAUAGAAAAUGAAUAUACAGGGCCUGAAUUAGAGGAUGGUAAAGUGACACUUAAUUUUAUGAAAGAACUUAUGGAAUUGUAUAAAAACCAAGGAAAACUUCAUAGAAAAUACGCCUAUACGAUAUUAUUAGAUAUAAGAUCAUAUUUUACAAAACAACCCACCUUAGUAGAUGUACCAAUCGGCGAUGAAGACAAAUUUACAGUAUGCGGUGACAUUCAUGGGCAGUUUUAUGAUCUAAUGAAUAUAUUUGAACUGAACGGCCUCCCGUCGGAAACGAAUCCGUACCUGUUUAAUGGAGACUUCGUCGAUCGAGGGUCCUUCUCUGUAGAAUGUAUAUUUACUCUAUUCGGUUUUAAACUUUUGUAUCCCAAUCAUUUCUUUAUGUCACGAGGGAAUCACGAAAGCGCUACAAUGAAUCAAAUGUACGGUUUCGACGGGGAAGUCAAAUCAAAAUACACCGCUCAAAUGGCUGACCUGUUUACAGAAGUAUAUAAUUGGCUUCCAUUAGCUCACUGUCUUAAUAAAAGAGUCCUGGUAAUGCACGGCGGUCUGUUCACAAGAGACGACGUAACUCUAGACGAAAUAAGAAAAAUUGACAGAAACCGACAACCGCCGGAAGACGGUCCAAUGUGCGAGCUGUUAUGGUCGGAUCCGCAACCGCAACCCGGUCGAGCAGCCAGCAAACGGGGAGUGGGUUGCCAGUUCGGUCCCGACGUUACUCAGAAGUUUUUAGAGUUAAACAAAUUGGACUAUAUCAUUAGGAGUCACGAAGUGAAGAACGACGGGUAUGAGGUCGCUCAUAACGGACUAUGUAUUACUGUCUUCUCUGCUCCUAACUAUUGUGAUACUAUGGGUAAUAAUGGCGCAUUUAUUACGUUGAAAGGAAAAGAUAUGAUGCCGAAAUAUACAACGUAUGGAGCUGUGCCCCACCCUAACGUAAAACCAAUGGCGUACGCGAACUCUCUACUGAGUCUGAUGUGCUAGUACCUGCCUUUUGUAGUAAAUUUUGUAGUUCAUCUUUCAUUUAAGUAAUUCCUCGAUAAGUUAAAGAAAAAAAUAGACAUUUUGUUAGUUAAGUAUUCGCUUUUCAUAACUUACGAACGUGAGAUUCGACGAAUAGAAUUGUACCUACAAAACGGAGUGUCUCGAAUAACGGUGUAGAGUUUUGGAGGGGUAGAAGAGUUACUCGCAUUUACGGAUAACGAGACGCAUAUCCGGAUCUUUUCUAAAUACUGCGAGGCAUAAGUGGGAUAUAGAAAAUUAUGCUCAUUUUCUUAGUUGAUUUUUUCGUCAACAGAUUAACGGAUUCCGCAAAUUUUUUUUAUUUUAGUUUUUUCUUUAGUAUUUACACUGCUGUGCAAAGGUUUACUCAAACUUCUUUUUUGUACUUAUACCGGGUGGAAGAAAAUAAAUGUUUUUCUUAUGUUAAGUUUAAGACACUCUGUAGUGAGGAUGAGGUACAAAAGUCGGAAUCGUAUUGUAGUCUUAUGUUUUGUGUAUAGUACGAUAGGAAAAGAGUGUUCAAAGAAAACAAUCUGUGUAAUAUACCUCUCGCUAUUUAAAAAGUCUCCACAUAGACACCAAAUCCGUACUUACUCUCCAGGAAAUUCCAUCCCAAAACAUCACAGAGCCUCUAUUAAACAAUCUCGUCUCUCUUAUACGCCUUUCUGUUUUUAAAGUUUUGUCACGUCAUGUUCCUCUCUGUUUUUAAAGUUUUGUUAACUUUUUUUUUAACUGUUAACCCGCGAGUAGUCGCGCCGUUAGAUAUAAUCUCACAUUUUAUCCUUUUUCGCGAUAACUUGAUGAAAAAUUUUGCAAUUUUGAAAAAAUUUCGUAAGUGCCUCGAGGAAGGGUGUAGUAAUGCUUAGGUAUUUUUUUUCUUCUUCUUCUUCUUUUUGUGGAAUUUAUGGCUUUGGGUAGAGCCAAUUAGCUUUAAUAAUUGUUAGAAAUGAUAUUUCUAACAUAGCAAGUAAAUAAAAAUACUAUAAAAUAAAAAUUUGUUGGAAAUCCGUAUUUAAAUUCAUGUUACAGAAGUGAGCGCGACUACUCCCGGGUUAAUUUAAUUUUGUUUUAGUUAAAACACAUGUUACAGAGUAAAUCCACCUAUUUUCUUUGUUUCUAAGAUAGAUAUCAGGGGCUUUCAAAAAACAAAAUGUUCACAAAACAUAAGACUACAAUCUGAUUCCGAUGUAUACUUACAUUUGUAUCUCGUCCUCACUGCAGGGUGUCUCAAACUUAACAUAAGAAAAACAUUUCUUUUCUUUCACCAGGUAUAAGUACAAAAAAAAGUUUGAGUAAACCUUUGAACAGCUGUGUGAAUAAUAAAGAAAAAUCUAAAAUAAUAACAAAAAAUUAGCAGAAUCCGUUAAAUAAAGAUGAGCCUAAUUUUCUAUAUCCCUAACUUAUGCCUCGCAGUUUACUUUACAGCGUUACUGAUCCUCAUCUCAUCAUUAUACUGUAAACUAAUAUUUAAUUAUCAUGUCAAUUUUGACGUUUUUCUUUCCUGAUUUUGUAAUUUUAUUAUUUCUAAUUGCAUCUAUCGAAGAUUUUAUAUUGUAUAAACGAUUAUAACUAUAAAUAUUGUUUGUACGGAUUUUUUCUACAGACUGUACUUUACCAUGUUGCCAGAUUUAAUCAAGUAAUUCAGUUGUGGAAAUUAUAUUUAACUGAAUCGGUUAAAGUGCUCAAAUACUAUGAAAACUUACCAUUUUUAUGAAUUUUUUCUCUAUUGCUUUUAUGAUUCCAUAGUUUCUAGGAUUACAAAGUAUGACCAAAGAUUGUUUAUAUUUUUCCUAUUCUGGAAAUUUCCCAUUAAUCUAGUGUAUACAUAUUCUUCCAGUUGAACUAGGACAAGAUUCAACGUAUAGUGAAGAUUGUGUUUUUAUUUGUGUAAUACUUUGGAUCUCCCGCCUCCAAAAUAUCACAUCACUGUUAUGACACUUUGUGAUUAUUGUUAUUUUUGUUUUGUUUUUAUUGUACACACGUUUGAAAUGUAGUACCAGUUCAAUAAAGUAUUUAUUUUUU
Messenger RNA from Diabrotica virgifera virgifera (western corn rootworm), 3737 nucleotides. RefSeq names its product serine/threonine-protein phosphatase 5 (gene PpD3). Gene Ontology annotation, molecular function: protein binding; protein serine/threonine phosphatase activity. Lineage: Eukaryota; Metazoa; Arthropoda; Insecta; Coleoptera; Chrysomelidae. The transcript has 9 exons. Gene Ontology annotation, cellular component: nucleus; cytosol. The coding region runs from base 519 to 1697 and encodes 392 amino acids. The record is from RefSeq and is a predicted model, not a curated record.